Molecule: messenger RNA, 5838 nt
Organism: Scophthalmus maximus (turbot)
Lineage: Eukaryota; Metazoa; Chordata; Actinopteri; Pleuronectiformes; Scophthalmidae
Gene: map3k2
Product: mitogen-activated protein kinase kinase kinase 2
Exons: 17
Coding region: 375-2318 (647 amino acids)
Biological process (GO): protein phosphorylation
Molecular function (GO): protein kinase activity; ATP binding; protein binding
Source: RefSeq, a predicted model, not a curated record
CACAAUUGUGGGGGGGGGGGGGGGGUAACGGCGAGCGGAGCCACCGUCAACCAAACAUGGGAAGUGCAACAAAAUGAACGCGCUGCACUCACUUUGCCCUUCCAGUGCAGCACAGACAAGGAGAUACUUUGGCGGAUUAUCCGCUAUACUGUCAUUUCCCCCCCUCUGCCGGCGGGGAUCCGCCGAGCGAAGCUGACCAACCGUCGGGCCUCGUCGACGCAGGCCCAGCAGGACUCGAGUGAAGUUGUGAGCGGACUGACAAACUUCUGCUUCCUCCAGCGUCUCUCCGCAGGGCCCGGGGCUCCCGUCACCGGCCCUGUGGAUGAGGAAGUGAGCCCGGACCCAAGCACCCCCAGGAGAUAGGAAUCCCUUUGAUGGGAGAAUCCUCUUUCCUGGCCUCCUGGGUCAAUCGCCGUGCCAUGAUGAUGGAUGAGCAGGAGGCGCUGAACUCGAUCAUGCAGGACUUGGCCGAACUGCACCGCUCCAGCCGUCCUGCCAUGUUCCUGUCAGACCUGGGCAAACCCAAAGCCUCCUCGCCUAAGAAUCAGAACGACGUCAGAGUGAAGUUCGAGUUCAAAGGGGAGAAGAGGAUUUUGCAGUUCCCUCGACCUGUCAAGCUGGACGACCUGAGGUCGAAAGCCAAAGUGGCUUUCGGUCAGAUGAUGGAUCUUCACUACACCAAUAAUGAGUUGGUGAUUCCACUGACCACUCAGGACGACCUGGACAAGGCUGUGGAGCUGCUGGAUCGCAGCGUUCACAUGAAGAGCCUGAAGAUCCUCCUGGUACUCCAGGUGUCCUCACAGAACUCUUCCUCCAACAUGGACCUCUUGCCGUCCCACGAGGAGCUGGACAACACAGGAAUCAGGGUUGCUGACAAGAAGAGUAUGCUGGCCUUGAUAGGGUCCCAUUCGACCGAUCGCAGCUCCCCUCCUCCAGGAUACAUUCCAGACGCUCUCCAGCAGGUGGCGAGGAACGGCUCCUUCACCAGCAUCAACAGCGAGGGCGAGUUCAUUCCCGAGAGCAUGGACCAGAUGUUGGACCCGCUGUCCAUGAGCAGCCCGGAGAACUCGGCGUCUGGAAGUUGUCCCUCUUUAGACAGCCCACUGGACGGUGACUACCCAAAGUCCAGGAUGCCCAGAGCACAGAGCUACCCAGACAACCACCAAGACUUUCCAGAGUAUGACAUCCCAGUGUUUGAGAAGUCGGGGAAAGGGGGAACGUAUCCUCGACGAUAUGGCAUUCCCUUCGGCCUUCAAGACUACAGUGAUGGGAGGAAGACCUUCCCUCGGGCUCGGCGAACGCAGGUUCACGGCUUCCGCUCACCUGUCAGCUUCAGUCCAACCGAGCAGUCGCCCAGCACCAGCAGCGGCAGCAGUGUCUUCACCCCUGACCUGGAAGAGGCCCCGGGACCUGCCAGGAGGCCAAGGAGGGGCAGCGACAUUGAGCCCAGCCCUAAUCUGACUUCUGCUCCCACCCUCUCAGUCAUGGACAUCAGUCCACCCAGCCGCUCUCCACGUGCUCCAACAAACUGGAGGCUGGGAAAGCUUCUGGGUCAGGGUGCCUUUGGACGGGUUUUCCUCUGUUAUGACGCUGAUACUGGACGGGAAUUGGCAGUCAAACAAGUCCAGUUUGACCCGGAGAGUCCGGAGACCAGCAAGGAGGUGAGCGCAUUGGAGUGUGAAAUCCAACUUCUGAAGAACUUAUGCCACGAGCGGAUUGUCCAGUACUACGGCUGCCUGCGAGACACGAUGGAGCGAACCCUCUCCAUUUUCAUGGAGUACAUGCCUGGCGGCUCGAUUAAGGACCAGUUGAAGUCAUACGGAGCACUGACGGAAAACGUGACGCGCCGCUACACACGGCAAAUCCUGGAAGGGGUUUCCUACCUGCACAGCAACAUGAUUGUGCACAGGGACAUCAAAGGAGCCAAUAUCCUCCGUGACUCUGUGGGCAACGUGAAGCUGGGAGACUUCGGGGCCAGCCGGCGGCUGCAGACCAUCUGUCUGUCAGGAACAGGCAUCAAGUCAGUGACCGGCACCCCCUACUGGAUGAGCCCUGAAGUGAUCAGUGGAGAGGGCUAUGGCAGGAAGGCUGACAUCUGGAGUGUUGGCUGCACAGUUGUGGAGAUGCUAACCCAACGACCCCCGUGGGCAGAGUUUGAGGCCAUGGCGGCCAUCUUUAAGAUUGCCACCCAGCCGACGAACCCGGUUCUUCCCCCCCAUGUGUCGGACCACUGCCGAGAGUUUCUCAAACGGAUCUUUGUAGAGACCAAGCAGCGUCCUUCUGCUGAUGAGCUAUUGAGGCACAUCUUUGUACAUUAACCCAUCUUCCCCCUCGAACCUUUAAACCCCAGCCCGCCCGCCUGCCAGACAGCCAGAUACGUUCUUACUUGCUUGGGCGUCCCUCCACCUCCAACCUGGAACUACGUUAGACCAGGAAGAGCUGGCUGGAAGAAGUUGGGGGGUGCAGGUGGAGGAUGGUACCUACCUGAUCCUCCUGUCUCUGUUUGUCUGAGACUGCCAUAGAGGACAUGAAUUUUUUUAUUUUUUUUAUUUUUCUCUGCAAGUUGCACCUUAAUUUGUCAAAAGGGGAGGGCUUGAGCAUUUCCUCCUGAAGCGACGAAAAACAAAUAUUUGAGGAAAAAAAUAGUCUUUUUUUAAUGUUUGUACGGUUUCUCUCUUCAAACCUUUUGGAGUGGGAUCGUGUCGGUGUUGUGGACCUACAGGUGGUCGAGUGGCUCUGCUCCUUCGUCUCGCUGACCUGACCCUAGAAUGUAGUCUCCUGCCAAAACCCUGAGCGAAGGUGAGGACCUGGGCCCGCUGCUAUAGACGAAACUAAUCCCCGGAUGCGGAGAACACUCCCCCAAAACAGUUUCCACUUGCUUUCUGGUCUGGUCCCGGUCUCUGCUUUAUCAUCCACAAACUACCUUCCCUCCUCCUUUGCCCCACAUCUUCAUUCUUUACCAUGUGCCUUUUCUGUUUUUAAAAUGCAGCGUAGGAAUCAGUCUUGAGUUCGUGGAUAAUCUCCGUUGUUCUUAGUCGCAAUAACUCUGUGUUGUUUUCUUUUUAGCUCCUGGCUAAACUGCCUUGGCACCGUUUGCCCAAAUGCAGCUGAUCUCAGUUCAGGCGUAAUGUCCGUUCCUACCUUCUCUGUAAGAGAGACUCCUGGUGUCGAGAAGGGAUUCCACCUCAGCUCAGCUCAUUUGGUUUGUUUGCCUGGUAACCAAAUACCCUACCAAACGUAAAUUUCUAGGUUUUCACAAACCAACUGGUCCUCAAGAAAGACAAGAAACAACAGUCAGAUUGGUCGAACUCUUGUCAGGGCAGAUUGCUCCCAAAUAAGGGUGGACACGUGGAUUACCCGUGGAAAAAGUCAAAGCAAGGCAUUUAAAUAAGUAAACCUGAGCUCUGGCAAAGUGCGGUGAAUGUUUUCACAGUUUAUUGGCUAAACUAUUGGUCGGAUGAACUGUCAGCGAAAAAUUAUUUGCAGUCGCGUUGCUGGAAUCCACUAAAUAGUUAUUGGAAUUAUGAACAUCUGCUAAAAAUUAACAAAAAACAAGCAAUGUGAAAGUUUUUAAGAUGAACCCUUGUUGUACUCGAGAAGUUUCCGCAGUCGCGCUACGGACAGACCACUCAAUUACUUGAAGCACUGAAAGAGUGUUGAAUUUAGUUUUACAAGACGAGGAGCUCACAGUUGAUUGGCCAGAGGUCUGGCUGUAUGACACUGUCCCUCUGUUGUCAGAGGACGUCGGACUUUCCCAUAAGCUCGGACAUUUCUCCCCGUCUCACAAGCUGCUCCCAUACAGGUACAUUAAAUUGUCUGUUCACGCUCCACGCUGCAAAAGGUACUAUUACAUUCUCCAGCCAAGGCAUCACACUCUGCCGUGCCAGAGCGUCCUCAUUGUGUCAGGCGUGUUGUAUUUUCUUUGUAUCUUUUUUUUGUUGUAGUUUUUUUUUCCUUGCAUGCACUCCCACAGAACAGAUUCACAAGUCGUUUACAGUUUCUCACAGAGCUUUGUUUCCUGUGCAACAGUCCGCGCUCUACGCUCUUUGUUGUCGCCAAAAUCAAAUCAUGUCAAAAAGUUAAACUCGUCACUUUAGCCAAACCACAAACACUCCGUUCAGUGUCUCCGCCCCCGUUUCAAGUUUCCUCUUGGGCCUAGCUUCAGUUAUGUUGUUCUUUUUAAAUGAUGGACUGAUACACGGGGGCUGUUCACAGCAUCGGAGCCGUAACUAUGCACCAGUUAACUCACCGUUCACACGGGGCAACAGAGUUGAAUUAUUUUUCCACAACCAGUGACAUGUCGGCAUGAUGUUGACCAGCUCAGUCAGCAACCACUCAUAUGUUAGUGGGACUAAAUGACGCACCUCUUGCUCCAAAAUGGCGGACAACUACAGGUACACUGAAGACGAUAUUUAGGAGCAUUAAUUCAGCACACAUUUGACUAAGUUUGAUUUAUUCAUGUUUUCAACAACCCACUUGAUCUUUAUCAGUCCUUGGACAGUUUGGGGCUCAUCAGACUCCUUAAUAUAUAUGAAAAUGAACAACGUGGACAAACCCCAAAACAUAUUUACAAAGCAAAGGAAAUACAUUUGCACAAGACAGAUUAUUAAACAAAUCCAUCUCCAAAUCAUCUUUUACUUAAACCACUUAAAAAUGACGACGUUAUUCAGACAGAAUAAUCAUCAAUAGUGACGGCGAGACACAGUACAGCCGGUGGUUGUGGGCAGAGCUGCAGGUUGUGGAAAUGUAUUAUGUGUAAGGGAAUAAUAAUUUAAAAAAAUGCUCCUUCGCUCACAUUACGCAUUUACAAAAUGGAACCAAAUGGAGCUCCAGAAAAGUCAAACGAAAGAAUACUUGUGAAUCAGUCUCCUGUCAUGACUAAUGGCGGCAUACAGUUAAACUGUCUGGUACAGGUGGAGAUUUGUAAAUGCUGCCAGCACUGGCGAACCUCGACGCGCACUACCGUUAUGCACUUAUUGAUUAUUCACUGAUGCUUUUGCUCGAUUUCCUCGUCAGCUGUUGCUCGUGCAGCUCAAACCUUUUUUCUUUGCAAAUUUUAAAGACUGUUUUAUUUUUUAUUUUUUACACAAGUAUGUGAGUGGAUGUUUUCUGUGUGUGGAUGGUUCACUAGCAAUGACCUGCACAUGAAUGUAAUGUCUCUUUCUUUUUUUUUUACCGUCAGAUGGCCUCGUUUCACCACAGUGAAUUAAUUCUUUGGAAUCAGUAUUUGCCACCUGCAAACAACCAGAUACACCUAUAGUUCUCUCUUUAGUGUCUAAAGCCACUGCUGCCACUCCUGGGUGUGUGUGCGCGCGCGUGUGUGUAUGUAUGUGUGUCGGUCCUGCGAGUUUGUAAACGUGCAUUUACUGCAAUUUGUGCUCAUUGGACACUGCACCCCAAAUGCCUUGAGCAUUUAACUGUUGGGGGUGAGAACAUUAAAGUAAUAUUGAAAAUUAACAUACAAAAUGUACAAAUGUAUAAAGUGAAAAUGUACCCUUUUUAAAAAAAAGAAAAGUACACUUAUAUCCCACAUGUUUGGUCUCUGUGAAUUGUAAAAGAAGCCAUGUUUAUAAUUCUAAUUGGUUUGUGACCAAUACGCCUGUUUAUAUCAGAUCUGUAUAUCAGUGGUACGCAUAAUUUUUUAAUAUAUAUUUUUUAUUUUACCUUUUUUUUUAAAUGGGAGAUUUUAUGCAUGUUCGGGUCCUGAGAGACAGCGGUGCCGUUGAAUGGUUGCUGGGGUUUUUUUGGCAAAAUUCUGGAGUAUUGCCACAGCUCUGUGUUCAUAAUUAUAACAAUUAUGACUAUGACAAUGAAAACAAUAAAAAAAUAUUUAUUUCA